Molecule: messenger RNA, 1460 nt
Organism: Ochlerotatus camptorhynchus
Lineage: Eukaryota; Metazoa; Arthropoda; Insecta; Diptera; Culicidae
Product: dehydrogenase/reductase SDR family member on chromosome X
Exons: 6
Coding region: 125-1201 (358 amino acids)
Source: RefSeq, a predicted model, not a curated record
CUCAGUCAGUGAGUGCGAUAUUUACUGGGUCACUUCCGGAGUGUACAGAGCAAACCGUUACAGUUGGGUGUGAUUGUGGGAAGUGAUUUUCGAGAAAAAACAGUGCAAAGGCAAGUAAACAGACAUGGCUCUGCUAUUGUAUGUCGCUAUUGGAUUGGUGAUCGCGGUGCUGAUCUUCUUCUUCAUGAAGUCCUCGAAGGAGAUGCCCAAAAAUUGGUCCCAGUUUGUUUCGGAGUUGAAGGUGCAGCAGUGCGGCUUCGUCGGUAUCGUGGAGGAUAUAGUGCUUCGAGGGGCCAACAAAGUCACUCUCUACAAACAGCCCGGGAAAAUUGCCCUCAUCACCGGUGGAAAUCGCGGCAUCGGUUUGCGGAUCGUGAAAAAGCUCGUCGAGUGUGACAUCGAAGUGAUAUUAGGUGUCCGCAAUCCGGUGGAGUCGAAAAAAGCGGUCGAAAAGUACCUGGAGCAUGGAAAGCUGGCGGCCGGAGCGAAGCUGCACUUUGAACAGCUCGACAUCGGCAGCAUGAAAUCGGUUCGGACGUUUGCCGGCAAAAUUCAGCCCAAGUUUGAUAAAAUCCACAUUCUUAUCAACAACGCCGGCGUCAUGUGCGUCCCAUACAAACUCACCGAGGAAGGCUUCGAAUCGCACAUGGCCAUCAACCACUACGGCCACUUCCUGCUCACGCACCUCCUUCUGCCGCAGCUCCGAGCCGCCGGAACCCCGGACUGCCAUGCUCGGAUCGUAAAUGUGUCCUCAUGCGUGAACAAAAUCGGCGAAAUCAACUACAGCGACAUCAACAUGACCAAAAAUUACUACCCCUCAAGAGCGUACAACCAGAGCAAGCUAGCCCAGAUCCUGUUCACCAAGCACAUCAACCUCCAGUUCGAGGAAGAUAACGACCCAAUCCAGUCGCACUCGCUGCACCCCGGGGUCGUCAAUACGGACCUGUUCGAGCACUCCAGCACCAACUACGUCCCGUGGGUCAGACAGUUGCUGUUCAAGAACCCCGAACAGGGAUCCCGCACCGUGGUGUACGCGGCCAUCGCACCGGAACUGGAAGGCAAGGGCGGUACCUACCUGAGCAACUGCCGCGUGGCCAGCUGCCAUCGCUUCUGGAAGAACUCGGUCCAGUGCGAUAAGCUGUUCCAAUUCACCUGUGAUACGCUAGGCAUUAAGGACUUUUUCCACAAGGAGUUGAAAUAAUUUCGCCCCGAUAAUUUCCGUCGCAAUGGAUGCAAUUCAAUCGGUUAUGUUUGUUUCGUUCUUACUUCUGUGCACACAACAAAUAUUGGGGAUGCUACUUCAGCGAGGGUCGAGGAAAACGCUGUUGAAUCAAUGCAAGUGUAAUAAAGCUAUACAAAGAGUGGUUCCGGGAAUGCGCCCGGAAAGGAAGAGACUAAUGGACUUUCUCCCUAUCCGCACGCUUCCUUCUCCACCCCUACCGUCCAUCCUUAUAUAUAUA